AUGGCGCCCGGCAGUAUCAAGAAAUACGCCAGCGACAGCGAAGCCGAGCAGCGGCAAGAGCAAAGAACGAUCUACCGGCGCCACGAACGUCAUACACAGAUAGUUGGAGAAGAAGCUGAUACCAAAAGCAGUACUGCAGAGAUCGCCGCGAACUCUCCGAGAUAUCGCAGACGCUCGUCCACCUUCAUUGACGGCGUUCACGAUGUCAAGGAUGACAAAGGAACGCUUCAUAUGGCCCCGGCCCAGCUCUACAGCACCAUGUCCGGUAGACUCUUCCACUCUGGAAAGAUCGCCAUCGUACUCGUCGGCCUCCCAGCUCGUGGAAAGACGUUGGGUGUAAAGACUCGUAUUUUCCAUCUUGGAGACUAUCGUCGUGCGACCAUCGGUGAAGGAGUUGGAAUUCCAGAGGACUACUUCUUCACAGAUGCAUCCGCUUCUUCGGUCAUACUUCGCCAGAAGAUUAUCAAGAAGUGCCGCGGAGAUCUUUAUGCCUGGCUCAAUCAUGAAAAUGGCCAAGUUGCGAUCUACGAUGCUGUCAACCCUCUCUCUACGGGUCGUCAAUCGCUUGCCAAGGAAUUCGCGAAGCACGAUGUUCAGACCCUCUUCCUCGAAUCCUACGUUACCGAUCAGAACAUCUUAGAGGAGAACGCCCGCAGUGUCAAGAUCUCUUCUCCCGAUAUCGUUAACAGAAGACAGUUCGUCGGCAUGGACCCCAACGAGGCUGCCAAGCUAUACCUGAGAAGAAUCGACAUGCGAAUUCCUUCGUUUGAAACUAUGACCGAAGUUGACCUCAACUUCGUGAAGAUGAUCAAUGCUGGCCGGAGCAUCGAGUACAAUAAUGUCAGUUUCGGAUACCUUUCUCACCGCAUCGUCUUCUAUCUUAUGAAUCUUCACAUCAAAUCUCGUGUCACGUACUUCGCCCGUGCCGGAACAUCAGGCAAGGAGGAUCUGUACAAGACCGAUGCGCCACUUGGCAAGGAAGGAAAGGAAUAUGCACAGAAGCUGGCCGACAUGCUUCUUAGUCACAGAGAGCAGGAGAGAGAGACAUUGAUCGAAGCCGGCGGUUCGGACGCACCUCUGAGACCAUUGACGGUCUGGACUUCCAUUCGCAAGAGAACAGUCGAGACGGCAGAGUCCUUCAAGGAACGUGGCUUCAGAGUUCGUCAGAGAUCGCAGAUGAGCCAGCUCAAUCCAGGUGACUGUGAAAAACUUUCAGAUAGCGCCAUCCGUCGACUCUACCCAGAUGAGGUAGACAAGCAUCUGGCUGACCCUUACCAUCACCGCUAUCCCCGAGCUGAGUCCUAUCACGAUCUUGCAGUUCGCCUUGAGCCAAUCAUCCUCGAACUUGAACGUGAGCAGAACGAUCUUCUCAUCAUCGCCCAUGAGUCUGUUCUUCGCGUCCUGUACGGUUACCUGAUGGCUUGCGAGGCUAUGAGCAUCCCAAACUUGAGGUUCCCCCGCAACGAGGUCGUCGAAAUCAUUCCUGCUUCGUACCACAAUGAGGCUAAGCGACUCAAGAUCCCGGGUCUCAGCCCCGAGAUCAAACCCGGUUUGCCCGAGGACGUCAAGAUCCCCGCCCACUCCAGCGGCCCUGUCAGUGCUACUUCCGGAAUCGGUACUCCAUCUUCCAACAAGGGCACACCCACGGCCGAGCAGUCCAAUCCUCUGAUAAAGGCCGAAAAUCCGCUUUCGAAGGACUAA
This is a messenger RNA of Drepanopeziza brunnea f. sp. 'multigermtubi' MB_m1, 1701 nucleotides long. The record is from RefSeq and is a predicted model, not a curated record. NCBI's taxonomy places the organism in Eukaryota, Fungi, Ascomycota, Leotiomycetes, Helotiales, Drepanopezizaceae.